Molecule: messenger RNA, 1061 nt
Organism: Camellia sinensis
Lineage: Eukaryota; Viridiplantae; Streptophyta; Magnoliopsida; Ericales; Theaceae
Source: RefSeq, a predicted model, not a curated record
CUGUGUAUUCUGUGUAUUUGAUUCCUUCUGUUCACGCGCAUAGCUGGCUUAUAAAAGGACCUCAACUAACACAGUAAUCCAUCACAAAACACUAUGGCAGAAGAAUUGAAGGUUUUCAGGACAUGGUCAAGUCGAUUUGCCUUGAGAAUCAUUUGGGCAUUGAAGCUCAAAGGCAUAGAAGAAUAUGAAACCAUAUUUGAGGAUAUUACCAACAAAAGUCCUCUGCUACUCCAGUACAAUCCUGUCCACAAAAAGGUUCCAGUUCUUGUGCACAACGGAAAACCAAUCUCAGAAUCACUGGUAAUUCUUGAAUACAUCGACGAGACAUGGAAGCAUAAUCCCUUGUUGCCUGAAGAUCCUCAUGAGAGAGCCACAGCUCGUUUCUGGGCAAAAUUCGGGGAUGAAAAGGUAAAUUCACCACUCCCUCACCCAUGCCUUGAUCUACUUCUUGCCCCUGUACUGAAUCAAAAAAUUUCAGUUAGUACUUCAUCCUCUAUUUCAUUAUUUUUUUCCACUUUAAUUGUAUUUGAUAUUUUGAAAUAUAUGCAAGAGGAGGCCAUUCCUCAAGUCAUGGAGAACUUGAAAUACAUAGAAGAACAACUCAAGGGAAAUAAGUUUUUUGGCGGAGAGACAAUCGGAUACACAGACAUUGCAUUUGGUUGGACAGCUAAUUUGUUAAGUGUAUUCGAGGAGGUUACUGGGAUAAAGCUUUUAGAUGAAGAGAAAUUUCCACUGCUAUCGGCAUGGAUGCGAAACUUUUCAGAUGUUCCGGUAAUCAAAGAAAACUGGCCGCCUCGUGACAAGUUAGUCAUCAAGUAUCAAGCCACUCGCGAGAAGUACCUUGCAGCAGCAGCAGCAGGAGGACCUAAAUGAAACAGUUACUGAAAUCCCUUGAGUUCAUACAAAGCAAUGUUUAGCUGAACUUUCAGUAUCACAGAGGGUUGUGUCCUCUGUUUGGUAGUGAACAAAACUUGCAUAACUAAUAAAUAAUCAGUAAUAAAUUAUCCUAUCUACAUUGUAUUUGACAACAUGAGUUCUAAAUCCAAGAUGAAAUUUCCUAU